GGAGUCAGGUCCUCCCAGAGCUGAGCGGAGGAGAAGAGUUGAAGUGCGGGGUACUAUGUCACAUCUUCCCGGAGAGCACCACUGAGCGGAGCCCCGGCUACCUCCCAUUCCCACGCAGCGCCUCUCCUCGGCACCCCGGACGGAUCCUCUCCGCACACCCGCCGUCAGGUGCGGCACCCAUCCGGGCAACACAAGCAGCCGGAGCAACGUGCAUGGAAGCCUGAGCUGGGCGGCGAGUGCGAGGCUGAGGGGCGGGGCCCAGACACUACACACACAGAACUCGUACAGACCAAGAUGUAUUGCUUAAUUGCUGUAAAGAAAGGCUGGGUCACCAACUUGGCUGUUGUCUAAUAAGGCUCUGUAAAUCUCAGGACUGAUUAGACAAAUGCAAAUCCCUUAACAGGGAUUCAUUCCCGUGACGCAUAGAUGCUACGAGUGACUUCAAGUUGAAUGACUGACCACCCUGAAGGGAAGAGGAGAGUUGCAGUCCUGAGGAUCAGCCAGGGCCAUUCAUGGCCGUCGCAUUUCCAUUCUUCUCUGACUCGGCUCUGACAGAACGGCACAUACAAGGUGUCAUGGAUGAACUCCAAAGCUUGGACCCCAGACGGCAGGAGUUGCUGGAGGCCAGAUUUACAGGAGGUGUCAGUGGCAGUACUGGAAGCACCGGAAGUUGUAGCGUUGGAGCAAAAGCCUCAACAAACAAUGAAAGCUCUAACCACAGCUUUGGGAGCCUGGGUUCUUUAAGCGACAAAGAGUCAGAGACUCCAGAAAAGAAACAGCCAGACUCUUCACGGGGGCGGAAGAGGAAAGCAGAGAAUCAGAGUGAAAGCAGUCAAGGAAAGAACAUUGGAGGCAGAGGACACAAGAUUAGUGACUACUUUGAUGUAAGUUUGAAUGAUGGGUACCAAGGUGGGAAUGGCUCCAGUCCUGUAAGAGGUCUACCUCCUUCAAUACGGUCUCCACAGAACUCUCACUCACAUUCCACCCCUUCAUCUUCUGUUCGACAGAAUAGUCCUUCUCCUACUGCAUUAGCAUUUGCGGACCAUCUUCUAACACCUACAAAACAAUUAUCAUAUAAACUAAUACAAACGGAUCUUACAAUGAUGAAACUUGCUGCAUUAGAAAGUAAUAAAAAUCAGGAUCUGGAGAAAAAAGAAGGCAGAAUAGAUGAUUUGCUCAGGACGAACUGUGACCUUAGGCGACAAAUAGACGAACAGCAAAAAAUCCUUGAAAAAUACAAAGAGCGAUUAAAUAAAUGUAUUUCCAUGAGCAAGAAACUUCUUAUUGAAAAGAGCACUCAGGAGAAAUUGGCGAGCAGAGAGAAGAGCAUGCAGGACAGAUUGCGGCUAGGACACUUCACGACUGUCCGACAUGGGGCCUCCUUUACAGAACAGUGGACAGAUGGAUUCGCUUUUCAGAAUCUUGUCAAGCAGCAGGAAUGGGUGAAUCAGCAGAGAGAAGAUAUUGAACGACAAAGAAAACUACUAGCGAAGCGAAAACCUCCUUCUACCAACAACGCUCAGACCCCAUCCGCCAUCUCUGAACCAAAGCAGAGGAAAAAUAAAGCUGUAAAUGGGGCAGAGAAUGACCCUUUUUUAAAACCUACUUUACCCCAAUUGUUAACGUUAGCUGAAUACCACGAGCAGGAAGAGAUUUUUAAACUCCGACUCGGGCAUUUGAAAAAGGAGGAAGCAGAGAUCCAGGCAGAACUUGAACGUUUGGAAAGGGUGCGAAAUCUGCACAUACGAGAACUGAAACGAAUUAACAAUGAGGACAACUCACAAUUUAAAGAUCACCCUACAUUGAACGAGAGAUAUUUAUUACUUCAUUUACUUGGUCGAGGUGGUUUUAGUGAAGUGUACAAGGCUUUUGAUCUUUAUGAACAAAGAUAUGCUGCUGUGAAAAUUCACCAACUUAACAAGAGCUGGAGAGACGAGAAGAAGGAAAAUUACCACAAGCAUGCCUGCAGAGAGUACAGAAUACACAAAGAGCUCGAUCACCCAAGAAUAGUGAAACUUUAUGAUUACUUUUCCUUGGAUACAGACACGUUCUGUACGGUGCUGGAAUACUGUGAAGGAAAUGAUCUGGACUUCUAUCUGAAACAACACAAAUUGAUGUCUGAAAAAGAAGCCAGGUCUAUUGUAAUGCAAAUAGUCAAUGCACUACGUUAUCUCAAUGAGAUCAAGCCGCCCAUCAUUCAUUAUGAUCUAAAGCCAGGUAAUAUUCUUCUUGUCGAUGGUACAGCAUGUGGUGAGAUUAAAAUCACAGACUUUGGGUUGUCUAAAAUAAUGGAUGAUGACAGCUAUGGUGUGGAUGGAAUGGACCUGACCUCACAAGGAGCUGGAACAUACUGGUACCUUCCCCCAGAAUGCUUUGUAGUGGGCAAAGAGCCACCAAAGAUUUCCAAUAAAGUAGAUGUGUGGUCAGUAGGAGUCAUCUUUUUUCAGUGUCUCUAUGGUAGGAAGCCAUUUGGCCACAAUCAGUCACAACAAGACAUAUUACAAGAAAAUACCAUACUGAAAGCUACAGAUGUUCAGUUUCCUGUGAAGCCUGUUUCAAGCAAUGAAGCCAAGGCAUUUAUUAGGCGGUGUUUAGCUUACCGCAAAGAGGACAGAUUUGAUGUUCACCAGCUGGCGAAUGAUGCCUAUCUUCUCCCACAUAUGAGGAGAUCCAACUCUUCAGGAAACCUGCACAUGUCAGGGCUAGUGGCCUCUCCCAUCACACCUACGUCAAGCAUCAUUUCAUACUGAUACUCGGAUCUCGGCUGGCAUGAAUCCUCCUACACUAGCUUUCAGGUGCAAGUUUUAGUUUGAAGCCGAAGCAAAGAUUUUGAGGAUUUUUAUUUUAUUUUCCCCAUGACAAAGGAUAUGUUUGAAGACAUUUGUGUGUUUUGGGGGAUGUAUCUUCUUAGUGUUAUUUGUAUGAUGAGCGAAGACAAGACUGUGAAGACCUCUAUCCUCUGACUGUAAUGUUUGACCUUGGCCUCGGUGUGCUAUAAAGCCAUUUUCAAGCUACUGGGAAUAACCUGGACUCCUGUCUCCUGAUCCCUCGUAAUAUUAUAGGUUAGGGGCCUACGUCAAGACGCACGUGAGCUUGAGUUCGAAAACCAGGUUUGAUUGCUGUUCAACAUGGAGAUUUUUUUUUUUGAUUUUUGAUUUUUUUUUUUUUUUUCCCGUUAGAGGGGACUUUGUAAAUAUUCUUUGUAAUACUAAAACACAAUUGGUUGAUACUGGAGAGUUUUAGCAAGAAGGGUAUUUUUCAUUAUUUACUUAAGGAAAAUGAAAUUUAAGAUUAAAAUAAAACUUGCAUAAGGGAAACACUUGCUGCCCAAUCUCAGACGACUGUCACUGAAAGAGAGGGGUAGUCACAAUAUUAUUUUUAUCUGUAUUUUCUUUUCACUUUGGGCCACGUUUUAUAUCCAGCUUCUGAAGGGAAAUGUGAAGGUGUUUCCUAUAGCUACUAAGUUCGAUCGGGUACUUGUUUCUAAUGGAGUACAGAGAGAAUGUGAUCGGUUGCUAGAGGCUACACCUCCAUGUUGCUUUCAGACACUACACACGAGGACCUGUCACUUUGUUUUAUUUUCCGGUGUAAAGUUUUUUGAGUUGCACACUCGUUUUCAGGAUUUUGGGUCUCUAUUAAUCAUUCCACCUAAUUGUUUGUCCCCCUUUUUUUUUAUGAAUCCUUGCACACAUACCACAUCCAGUAAGGUACCAAAAGCUCUCAAAACGUUAUGAAUAGUUUUCUAUGCAGGAUAAUGAGAAAUUCCCUUCUGUCGCUGGUGUAUAUUGUUGUACAGAUGUCAUUUUCAGUUAUACAUGUGUUUUCAGCAGCUUUUUCCCCUUGUACAAAUGUUUGAAAGUAUCUUUUUUCCCCCCCCCCCCUAUUUUAUUAUUUUGUCUCCUUGAUGGCGCUAUCAUUUGCUGCUAAAAUAACUUCUCAUUUUGCAAAUCGAUAAAUUGCUUCUGAAAAAGGAGCAAAUCAAACUGCUUUAUGGUCCUGGACUCUUCAUUAACAAGCAUGUGUAACUCAUCAUAGACAGUACAGUGAGCCUGUUCCUGGUAUCUUACAUUGGCAUGUUGAUGACAUAAUAAGGAGGUUUUUGUUCAGUCAUUUUACCUGUUGGGAAGCUCCUCAAUGCAGGAGGCUGUCAGUGUAAAAAUACUUUGAAUUCCUUCUGCUGGCUUAAAAUGGUGUUAGAUCACAACCUACAUGAUUAUUAUUAUUAUUAUUUUUUUUUUACUUUCUAAUAAUCUAGUAUGCUAGAACUGAUUUUUACAGACCGCUGUACUUCUUUACUGCACAACCAUGAGGCGGCACUUGGCUGACAGAACCGAGAAGCUGUUUCGCCGUGUUUUAAUAGCUCGACAACCUCUGCAGCAUCCACUAGCAUUUAUAAUGUUUUAAAGGCAAUUGUGUAAUUUUGUUCAUGUUACAGAAAAAAAGAGGCUGUAUUAAGGCAGAUAACCAUUUAAUAUUGUACAGUUGACUGUGGCUCUCGUUUCCAAUGUUGCGAUUUUCAUUUUUCAUUGUACAUAAAUAUACAUUAACUGUCUCUUUAAGAUGCUGCUGAAAUGUAGAGAAUGUAGCCAAACAGUAAUAAAUAAUGAAAAUUUAAAUUUAAA
Messenger RNA from Rana temporaria (common frog), 4622 nucleotides. It is a transcript of the gene TLK1, whose product is annotated as tousled like kinase 1. The transcript is spliced from 24 exons. The record is from RefSeq and is a predicted model, not a curated record. The coding region runs from base 513 to 2750 and encodes 745 amino acids. Gene Ontology annotation, molecular function: protein serine/threonine kinase activity; ATP binding. Lineage: Eukaryota; Metazoa; Chordata; Amphibia; Anura; Ranidae. Gene Ontology annotation, cellular component: nucleus. Gene Ontology annotation, biological process: peptidyl-serine phosphorylation; chromosome segregation; intracellular signal transduction.